This is a messenger RNA of Drosophila obscura, 1531 nucleotides long. Its product is annotated as alpha-tocopherol transfer protein-like. Gene Ontology annotation, molecular function: phosphatidylinositol bisphosphate binding. Bases 554 to 1414 code for a protein of 286 amino acids. Lineage: Eukaryota; Metazoa; Arthropoda; Insecta; Diptera; Drosophilidae. The transcript has 7 exons. The record is from RefSeq and is a predicted model, not a curated record. Gene Ontology annotation, cellular component: membrane.
CUCACCAAAUGAGCCGUCAAAUUGCGACAUCGGUUUGGACCUAAUGGCCUUCAUUUAGUGUAAGAUCGGGCCCAAUGAUGACCAUACAGAACAGCCGUUCCAUUUGGUUUCGGUUUCGGCUUGACAUUUAUAUUCAGAACACGACCAGGCGAUUAGGCAGAUUUCGGCACAGAUUGAGCUCCAACAGAAGCUGCACUUGGCGUAGCCUGUACUGGGCCCGGCUGGAGGAGCGGCGCAAGUCAUAUUUAGGCACUAUUAAGCGGUGGCCAAAUGCCGGACAAAAGCAAUUAAAAAAUUACGUGUUUAAUCGCCUACGCAACAGCAACAGAAGUAACAGCAAUCAAUAUUUCAGUUCCAAUAGAUAUGAUAUGUAUAGGAAAUCAAUCCACAGACCACGCCAGUUGUCCGCCAGGCUCCAAGCAUAACACAACGCAACACAACGGUCUGCCAACGGAAGAGGAGCCCGCCACCCUGACCACCGAUACUACAGGAUAGCCAUCGAUACCAGAUACCCGUACCGAUACCCCAAUCGAUAGCAAGUCGAAACGAAGCAAUGAGCGCCGAAAGCGAGAACGGUACACAGCUGAGACGCGAUCUGAACGAACUGGUUGAGUGGUUCCAUCAAAAUGAGAAGCUGCCGCAAGAGAUUGAUCCCCUGCUGCUGCGGCGCUUCUACCAGUGCAUGUACGGAGACGUUGAGGAGACCAAGAAGCUAAUCGAGGUGAACUAUUCCCUGCGCAACCGUCAUCCCCAUCUGUUCAUCAAGCGGGAUCCACUGGACGACGACAGCCAGCGAACCUUUGAUUAUGCGGACAUACUGCCGCUCCCAGGCCUCACGCCGGAUGGCUACAAGGUGUCCCUGUACUGCUUCCGGGAGUUCGAGGCCACAAAGAUGCAUCACACCGAAGAUACGCGCGCCUUCUUCAUGGUCGCCGACUGUCGCUUCAUCACGCCGGACGAUUCAGCCCGACCGGGCAUCCUCUCCGAAGGCGAGGUCCAGAUCUUUGACAUGAAGGGGACCACCAUGCGCCACAUAUCGCGCCUAACCAUCAGCACGCUACGCGCAUACAUAAAGUUCCUUCAGCUGGCCUUUCCCGUUCGUCUACGGGCCAUUCACAUGGUCAACUGUCCAUCGUAUCUCGAUAGAAUCGUGAGCGUGGUAAAGCCCUUCAUCAGCGACGAGGUUUUCAAGUUGAUACGCUUUCAUACAGUCAGCAUGGAAUCGCUGUACGCCUUUGUGCCACGGGAAAUGCUUCCGGAGGAGUACGGGGGCUCGGCCGGAUCGCUGGACACGCUGCGAACCCAAACCAAGCAGGCCUUGGUCGAGCAUCGCGAUUAUCUGAUGAACCCUAACCACUGGCUGGUGGAGAAGUCUGAGAAGCGUAACGGUCAUUCAUGGAGAAUUUUCCGAUAAAUUCAAAAUUUGAGGCCUAAUUUUGUUUUCCCCUAAAUUUUUAUAAGUGGGCGUCCAGCCAUGCAAUUGUAUAAAUGGUAUAUUAAACGGAUGUUUUGCAAGUUCCUACGGAAACAA